Messenger RNA from Phyllostomus discolor (pale spear-nosed bat), 1609 nucleotides. It is a transcript of the gene DECR2, whose product is annotated as 2,4-dienoyl-CoA reductase 2. The transcript has 9 exons. Gene Ontology annotation, molecular function: 2,4-dienoyl-CoA reductase (NADPH) activity. NCBI's taxonomy places the organism in Eukaryota, Metazoa, Chordata, Mammalia, Chiroptera, Phyllostomidae. The record is from RefSeq and is a predicted model, not a curated record. Bases 167 to 1039 code for a protein of 290 amino acids. Gene Ontology annotation, biological process: fatty acid catabolic process.
GCCUCUGUGGGAGGGGUGAAUGGGCGGGUUUUCCGUGAAGUCUGGGCUCGGUGGGUGGCGGAGGUGACCUCACUAGAGCGCCGCUUGCCCGGGUGGUGGGAGGCUCGUGCUCGGAUUCAAAGCGGGUUCUUGCUGUCCUCGCUGCUGCGGGUCUGAACCGAGCGCCAUGGCCCAGCCGCCGCCCGAUGUCGAUGAGGACGAUUGUCUUCCUGAGUACCGCCACCUCUUCUGCCCGGAUCUACUCCGGGACAAAGUCGCCUUCAUCACAGGUGGUGGCUCUGGAAUAGGGUUUCGAAUUGCUGAGAUUUUUAUGCGGCACGGCUGCCACACAGUCAUCGCCAGCAGAAGCCUUCCGAGACUGUUGAUGGCUGCCAAAAAGCUGUCUGCUGCCACUGGCCAGCGGUGUCUCCCUUUAUCUCUAGAUGUUCGAGCUCCCCCAGCCAUCAUGACUGCCGUGGACCAGGCACUGAAGGAGUUUGACAAAAUUGACAUUCUCAUAAACUGUGCGGCUGGUAACUUCCUGUGCCCAGCCAGUGCAUUGUCCUUCAAUGCCUUCAAGACUGUGAUGGACAUUGACACCUUAGGCACAUUCAAUGUGUCUCACGUGCUCUACGAGAAGUUCUUCCGGGAUCAUGGAGGAGUAAUUGUGAACAUCACAGCUACCUUGGGUAUCCGUGGGCAGGUGCUCCAACUGCAUGCAGGUUCUGCCAAGGCGGCUGUGGAUGCAAUGACACGGCACUUGGCUGUGGAGUGGGGUCCCCAAAACAUUCGAGUCAACAGCCUUGCCCCUGGCCCUAUCAGUGGCACGGAGGGGUUCCGGCGGCUAGUAGGUGACUUUAAAGCCAGCAAGGUCCUGGCCAGCCCCCUGCAGAGGCUGGGGAACAAGACAGAGAUCGCCCACAGUGUGCUCUACCUGGCCAGCCCUUUGGCAUCCUACGUGACGGGGGCCCUGCUGGUGGUCGAUGGCGGAACAUGGCUGAUGCAACCUAAUGACAUCAAGUUGAUGGCGGAUUUUGCAUCCUUCUCUGCUAAGCUCUAGGCGCUGGACAGCUGAGGCAAAGAAGGCUUUCUGAAGGGGAGACUGGCCCACAGCCUACUCUUGGAUUCCUAGGACCUGCCUCUCCCUCAGCUGAGAGCCCCAAACCAACCACCCCAGCAGAGUAUCUGAAGUGAAGACUGGCCCCUCCUCUGGGAGCUGUGCUGUGUCUACAUUGCCUUCCCAUGGCCCCACCUCCUGUGCACGGGUGGGAGUGGCCAAGCAAUUAGGGCCAGCCUGCUGACCUGCACACACCACACAGAUGUCUGCCAGGGGGCGGUUGGCAUUCCAGAGCUCCCUGGAGUGUGAGGGUACAGACCAGAUGCUGGGAUAUGCCCCUUACCCCCUGCCCUAGGGUUAGGGGCAAUCCCACUUGCCUGCUCUGCCUAGCCCCAGCCUGUGUCCAGUAGGUGCCCCGAGGUUCAAAGCCCUCAAAACUGUAGGUCAGCCCACUGUAGGAAAGGUAGGUGGGCACAUACCUUUCCUCCCUGCCUUGUUGUUACUGCUCAUUUGUAUAAGCACAGAUCCUAGAGCUCUGCCAAAAAAUGCAUUUCCUUCAAAAAUAUUUUUACU